Messenger RNA from Lethenteron reissneri (Far Eastern brook lamprey), 3297 nucleotides. RefSeq names its product BLOC-1 related complex subunit 5 (gene BORCS5). NCBI's taxonomy places the organism in Eukaryota, Metazoa, Chordata, Hyperoartia, Petromyzontiformes, Petromyzontidae. Gene Ontology annotation, biological process: organelle transport along microtubule; positive regulation of anterograde synaptic vesicle transport; lysosome localization. Gene Ontology annotation, cellular component: BORC complex; cytoplasmic side of lysosomal membrane; synaptic vesicle membrane. The record is from RefSeq and is a predicted model, not a curated record.
GGCUUGCUUCCACUGUGCAGCAGAGUUGAUUCUGAGCUUCCUGAUCGCGUCGUCUCCGCCACUAGGCGCUCUCUUUAACAAACAAAAGCCUAAAGCACGCCUCGGUGUUGUUACACGCGUCAAAGGCACCGACCGACACACGGACUUGUCGCGGCUGAGAUCAUCUCGUCUCGUGGCCAGGCAAUGGGGGCUGAGCAAAGCACCGCCGAGGGGGGCAAGGAGGGCAACCUUGAGGCAGCGAGACAUCCCGCCCAGGCGCUGUCGGGUGCUCGUCCAAAGGAGAGGGCCACCAUGGAGGACAUUGUGGUGGUGGCACCGGGCGUUCAGACCUCCCCCCGUGACCCCUGGAGUGACCCCGAGCUCCUCAAGCUCCAGGAGAUUCCACGCUUCUAUCCUCUGCUGCGGGGUCUUGGACCCGGCGAGGCGGUGGCCGGAGGGGCGGCGGGUGUGCGUCUGGAGCGCAUGGACUCGCGCCGCGUGCUGCAAUUGUGUCUGCGCUACCAGGAGCACCUCCAGCAGUGCGCCGAGGCGGUAGCCUUUGACCAGAACAUGCUCACGCAGCGUAUAAAGGAGGUGGAAGGGGAGGUCAGCACUCUCUACGCCUCCAUGCAGGAGAGACAGAAGCGCUUUGCACGUUACGCCGAGCAGGUUAAAAAAGUGGGAGAGAUCUCUGCGCUCCUGCGGAAGAUCCAGAUGGGCGUGGACCAGACGCUGCCACUGAUGGAGCGGCUCAACGCGCUACUCCCUGAGUCCGAGCGUUUGGAGCCCUUCUCGUUGCAGCCCACACCCCCCAGGGCCACACCUCCCCCUGAUGUUGCCAGCAGCACAUUAAACUAGGCCCGCUUACACCCCUCCCUUCUCUCCGUCACAGUAUCUCGCUUGUUUUAUAAGUACGCAGUACGCAUGCCCACCCGGCCGUCUCACCACGCUCUGGCUUGUCCGCUCAGCCGAUCCCCGACGGGUCUGUGUCUCCUGCUGUCGCGUGUCUACGAAACGUGCAUUUGGAGUGUUUGGCUGCUGUAAAUGUACACGUGAUGAUACGCCACUUUGUUGAGCUAUCAUUUGUGGCCAGGUCGCUUCAGAAAAAUAUCUAUAUGGCUCAGUGGGCCUUACCUGGUAACAUAAAAAUAGUUUGUAAAAAAUAGUUUAGUUUUCCUGUCAUGUGCCAAACAUCUAACUUUUCUGGCAUGUCUUUGCACCUCGGCACAUUCAUUUAGUGUGCCGGUGUCUUGCAUCCCACCGAUCUGUACUUUGACACCUCUUCACAUAGUCACACUUCACUGAAGGGGGGAGGGGGGGGGAAUGGGCGUUCAGAAUAGUAAUUUAUUGGUCAUUUGUGUGUACUUAAUGGACGUCAUUUGGAUGUCCGUGGCUGGCACCUGCAGGUGCUUGCGACUUUGACAGCGAAGCUCCCAAGCUGCUUCAGUGUUCUUGGUUCUUUCGGUAAAGUCACGUAGAAGGGAAAUAAUAAAAUAAUACAAAUUAAACAUAAUAAAAUACAAUUCUCACAACGUUUCGGCCACAACGCAAGCAGCCGUCAGAGGACGGCUGCUUGCCGAAACGUCGUGAGAAUUGUAUUUUAUUAUGUUAAAUUUUUAUUAUUUUAUUAUUUCCCUUUUUCGUGACUUUACCGAACGAACCAAGAAGACUGCUUCAGUGUGUUUUUGAAUGGCGGCUGGGGAGGUCUGGGCUCGACGACUUUUUGAGUCCAAGGGUUGCGUUGUGCAUUGCGGCCCCCGCCGAUAAUGAACCGCCCGGCUGCUUUAUCAGCGGCCCCGUGCGUGCGCCUGCUUUGCUUGCAGACGCCGGAGAUCCUCUUACUCCGAAACAGUGGGGCCUUUGUGGUGUGAUCACGUAUAUGGUCCAGAUGAUCUAAAUACGUAAUUCAAUCAGCCCUCCAUACUGUACGUAUAUGCGUUGGGGUUUGUUGCUGAGCUGCAGUGCAUUGCAAUUGACGUGAAACGUUAACUUCGACCUUUCAGAAUUGGUUUACGAGUAGAAAUCGUAUUGGAGGAGCCAAUGGUUUUAUACAAUUACUUUAAACAAAAAUCUAGCACGCACUGUUCAUCCAGAACAUUAUAAAUUAAUAAUGUUUAAAAAAAACAUCAGUUCGCUUUGUCCAGCGUCUUUAGAAAUGUAUUUUAGAUGCUGUAUAAAUUCCAAUUAUCAUUUGCAGGCAAUCAAAACGCAAAGCAGAAGCCAGUAACUCGCUCUGAUUCCUAAUUAUUGCAGGAAAAUCUCACUCCAGUCUUUGUGAGCUCACUUUGUUACUUUCGAUGCAAUUGAAAACCACUCCUCUCCGUGUUUGCUGACAUUUCGGAUUGUUCCGUGGAAUGCGCGGGCAUGAGAAUACUGAAAGUAAAGACGCACUUGCCCUGGUGGAUUGAGAGAAUAGUGUAAAGUAGAGAUUAAUGAUUGGGCAAUUACACAGUGGCCUACAAGAUAGCAUAUCUUGCUUGGCUAAGUAGGCAGGACAACCAGAGCGUUUAAUGACUGGAGCUCCUUGUUUUUCUCCACAAAGGGCUGGCAUUGGUCGUACUUUGCAUGCUUGACGAGCCUUUGACGUUUACUUGGUAAACACGUGGAAUUAGCCCGAUGGUUCAUUGAUGUUGGCCCUUAUGAGGGCCGCUUGAUAUCUUCGUUCACGUUGCUGAUCGUAUCGGGUUUAUUGACGAGUUAAUCCGGUAGCUUUUUUGACGACAUCCCGUUGCGUUCACGAAUUAUGCGCAAGGAAGAACAGUGAGCACGAGUCUUUGCCUCCCAGCCCUCUGCCUUAUGUUACCAAAGGUGGUGUGAAUCUCCUGGGAUGAUCAGCUGGAAAAUAACAUGUUUCCAUGUGGGCUUUUUCACUGCCGGUGUUUGCAGUGAGCCGAGUGAGACCACACAGUUCAGCCUGUCUGCAGUGGAGCAGGUGCGGGGUCUUGAAAUGUCACAUUUGUAAAAAAGAAAGGCUGGUUUCUCUCUCUAUGAGCUGAGAUUCACAGUCCUGUUGAAGACACACUGGACCAGUCCUACAUCAGCGAACUGUGUCAUUCUAUUCCCUGCAGUUACUUUAGCCGUGUUUUGUUAAGUUUCUUUAAAGCUGAAGUCGGCUAUACAGAGGACACUUGAAUAAGAAAAGUGGAUAAGUGUGUGCUUGCAGAAUUGUAAAAUGUCUUCAACGGAGUAGGAAACACAGGCCGUGUCUGUAAAUGGUAGAUUGUUGUGUAUGUGCGAUCUAAUAAUGUAAAACUUUGAAAUAAAAUGAGAUUCCAUUCGAUGGAGUUUUGCACAGACAAGCCUGUCCACAUGUGAAAA